This is a messenger RNA of Dalotia coriaria, 1107 nucleotides long. RefSeq names its product inactive tyrosine-protein kinase 7-like. The transcript is spliced from 4 exons. The record is from RefSeq and is a predicted model, not a curated record. Bases 330 to 692 code for a protein of 120 amino acids. NCBI's taxonomy places the organism in Eukaryota, Metazoa, Arthropoda, Insecta, Coleoptera, Staphylinidae.
GCAGAGCAGACGCCGGCUGCCCGUCGAGUGCAUCGCGAAUGCUUCGCCCUCGCGCUUCGUGCCGCAUAUGGUCUCGCACUCUGACGAAUUAGCAAAACCGGCAUGAGGCCAUAAUAAGACGCGUUCAUUUACUAAACCUUGGUGAAUAUUAGUGAAUCUUGCAAUAUAGAACUGUCCUGGCAGAAAACUACGCGAAACGUGUGAAUACCGGUGAAUAAAAGCGUGGUUUGUCGGCGUGCCACAUGUAAACAACGAUGGAACAACGGCGAUAAACAAACGUCGAACGUUUAUGGUGACUUUUUUCUUUGAACAGUGUGUUAUUUGCUGAAAUGAGCGGAAACAUGUGUGGAUUAGUUCAUCGCGCUUUCGGCGUAUUCCUAGCGAUUGCGUUGGUUGGCGGCACGACGGCGCAGGAUGAAAUUUAUUUCUCCCAGUCGCCGAAGGACGCCAAAGUCGUGACGGGGAAAUCUAUUACUCUGCCGUGCGAAGUGACACCUAAUCAUGGUGUCUCCUACUAUUGGGAAUUGAAUGGAUCAAGAAUUUUUAAUACUACACGACGAUAUCAACAAGGGUCUAAUUUGCACAUCACGCGAGUUGAUCGUGAACGAGAUUCCGGUCAUUUUACGUGUAUUGCAAAAGAUCUCAAAGGAUUAUCCAUCACUAGUUCUUCUGCAUCACUAAACAUCGAAUGAUCCGACCCCACGCUGGCCUCGAGAAUCUGUCAAAAGCUGGGAAAUAAUAUCGAACCGACGAACCGGUAAAUCAUCUUCUGAUUCGACCGUCGCGACGGUUACUUAUAAUCUUUUUUUAGCAGGGCCGUAAUAAUUUUUAGCCUAUAAAAAUAUAAAUUAGUAAUUUUUAAUUAGAUUUAAAAAAAAUUGAUAAUAUUAAAAAAAAGAUUUUUUAAACUUUUGUUUAAUUUGUUUUAAAUACGUCUCUGUUUGUGAACUGCUCUGAUGCGAAUAGAUUCGUCCGAAUCGUCUCUAGCCGAUAAAACAUGGUUGGAAAAAUAGAGCUUUUCUUAGAUGCCCGCAACUUACGAUAUUAAUUUGUUGAGCAUCGUCGAGGUUAUUUUUUACCUGCGUGUAGUAUCCCACUGAACGCCAC